CUGCAGGUUGUGAACAAAUUCGCGUUGCCAUUGGUGUUCGUCGUGCUUUGUUGUAUAUUUUCAUCAUUCCUCGGUGCCUUCGUCAGAUUCAACGGUUCUGACUCCCUCAUGUUCUGCAUGAUGGGUGACCGGCCGGUGGACGUAACGACCUACUACGAGACCAAGCGGGUGCGGCCGAACUGUACUGCCGACGGCUUGCGGCCGCUGUUCUGCUCCGACAACGGCACCUGUGACGCCUAUUACGAACGCGUGAAGAACGUGAAGGUGUGGCGUGGUAGUCAUGUGCCAGCCAUCCGACUUGAGCGAGCGAUAAAGGGAAUCGGCAGCGGUGUGUUCUUCGACAAUCUUUGGCCGAAGCACACCCGCUUCGGCGACGUGCUGUCCAAGGAUUCCAGGGACAAGAGUGACCGGCAGCGAUCCACUGGCUUCUACGUGUUUGCCGAUUCGACCACGUCAUUCAUGAUUCUCAUCGGUGUCUUCUUCCCAUCGGCCACCGGAAUCAUGGCUGGUUCGAACCGAUCUGGAAAUCUUCGAGAUGCGUCACAUCUGAUGGGAGUGGUGAUCUUCGGCGCGUCAGUAUCGGAAAUGUUCAUCCGGGACAAGUAUGGUCAGUCUGGAAUGGGAAAACUAACCAUUUCAGAAAUCGCUUGGCCAUUACCAAACGUGAUUUUGUGGGGAUGUCUUGGUGCGACUAUCGGCGCCGGAAUGCAGUCGCUGACAGGGGCGCCACGUUUGUUGCAAGCCAUCGCUUCCGAUGAUGUCAUUCCGUUUCUAAAACCAUUUCGAAAGAUGGACAAUCGCGGUGAACCGAUCCGAGCCAUCUUCGUCACACUGCUCAUCUGCUGGUUAGGCAUUCUCAUCGCCGUCAUCGAGAACAUCACCGCACUCAUCACUCAAUUUUUCCUGAUGUGCUAUUUGGGUGUGAAUACCGCAUGUGCUCUGCAAUCACUGCUCAAAUCACCUGGAUGGCGACCGUCAUUCCAAUAUUUUCACUGGUCUUUGUCGAUGUUCGGCGCUUUUCUAUGCGUAGCAGUGAUGUUUAUUUCGGCCUGGCAUUUCGCUUUAAUUGCAAUUUUUAUUGGCGCUGCCGUCUACAAGUACAUCGAAUACGCGGGAGCUGAAAAGGAAUGGGGGGACGGCAUCAGAGGACUCGGAUUGAGCGCCGCCAGAUUUGCAUUGCUAAAUCUUGACAACAAACCACAGCACACUCGAAAUUGGCGGCCACAGCUACUCGUACUCCUUGACAACACCGACUCAGCAAACACUCGCGGAAUGCUUUCAUUCGUCAGCCAGCUGAAAGCUGGAAAGGGUCUCACUCUAGUUGCGAUGUGUGCAGAAGGUGAUUUCUCCAGAGAUGCCGAUGACGCCUUCAAACAAGAACGGAACCUCGAUCUUCUAAUGAAGAAGAACAAGAUCAAGGGAUUCGGUGAUGUGCUUCUGACGGAGGACAUAACUGAAGGUGUUAGCUGUCUAAUACAGACAUCCGGUCUAGGAGCCCUGCGCCACAACACGGUAAUGAUUUCAUGGCCGGAGCAAUGGAACACGGAACACUCAUGGCACGUCGGACACCGAUUUGUUUCGGCUCUUCGCGCUUGCUCAGCUGCCAAGUGGGUGGUGCAUGAUGGCGGCCUGCUGAUGUUGCUGCCGUUUCUGCUGAAACAGCACAAAACAUGGAAAAACGUGUCCAUUCGAUUGUACGCCAUUGCCCAGUUGGAAGACAACAACGUGCAGAUGAAGUCUGACCUCGAGAAGUUCCUCUAUCAUCUUCGCAUAGAGGCUGAAGUCUACGUUAUCGAAAUGCCAGACUCAGAUAUCUCGGAUUACACGUACGAGCGAACACUGAAAAUGGAGGAACGUACGAAACUGCUGAAAAAUCUAAAUAAGGCAGAUCGUGAAAAGGAUCUACAGACGCAUAUUGAAGAGGUUGUGAGGGAACGAAAGCUGAGCAAAAUCAACGAAGAUGAGCCGGUCUUGGCUGUGGAGAACACCCUUGAUGUGAUGUCCGAGGACACGGCUGACUCCGAGUCGAGGAAAUCUGCCAAAGUCGAAAGCAAAGGAGUGCGCUUCAGCGAUAUCCACCAGCCGGGAAAUGGUACUCUGGAGCGCGACACCGAGGAGAAACGGCGGAAACGACGCUACAACGUGCAUAAGAUGCAUACAGCAGUGAAACUGAACGAGCUGAUGAGGGAGAAAUCCCAUGAUUGCCAGCUGCUCAUCGUGAACCUACCUGGGCCACCCGAUCAUGAUUCGGACACCUACUAUAUGGAGUUCAUUGAGGCGCUGACAGAGGGAUUGAAUCGGGUGUUACUGGUGCGAGGCACGGGCGCAGAAGUCAUCACCAUCUAUUCAUAG
This is a messenger RNA of Angiostrongylus costaricensis, 2352 nucleotides long. Lineage: Eukaryota; Metazoa; Nematoda; Chromadorea; Rhabditida; Metastrongylidae. The record is from the annotation of a GenBank genome assembly.